This is a messenger RNA of Camellia sinensis, 935 nucleotides long. Lineage: Eukaryota; Viridiplantae; Streptophyta; Magnoliopsida; Ericales; Theaceae. The record is from RefSeq and is a predicted model, not a curated record.
AUGGAAGGUUGUGUCCUCUCCUGUGAAGCUGCAAUGGCUCUGAUAAAUUAUGCUGCUGAGAGAACACAAUUUCAAGGAGUUCUUGAUGAGAGUACAAAAGCUGUCGUCAUCCAAGGAGUUCUUGACAAGUUUCAAAUUGGAGACGAUUUCAACAAUGACUUACAAGCACAAGAGAUUGUGAAUAAGAAGGCCUAUGGGUUGUACAAAGAUUGGAGGUACACCUUGAAGCAAGAGUUCGAAUUGUUAGAGGGACUUCCACGUGAUGAGAUCUAUGCUCAUCCGCCCGUAGGGGUGAGUUUAGAUAAUUGGAAGCAUUUGAUCGAUGUGGCAUGGCAAGAUGCAUCUCACCAGAAACGGUCAAAAGCUGGCAAGAGUAAUAGGAGUCAAUUGCCGUACAAUCAUACCAAUGGGUCUCGCUCAUUUCCUAUCGCAAUGGCUGCUAUGGUAGCAAAAAAUGGAGAGUUGGAUUUCCCAAAGUUCUAUGAGGACAGCCACACUUCAAAGAAAACGAAUGAUUGGAUCCAUCCGAAAUGCCGUGAGUUGCAUCAAGAGAUGGUCAAUGUACAAGCGGCUGCCAUCGAGUCGGGGACGCCAUUGACAUAGGAGGAGAUUUCAAUGCAAGUGCUUGGACAGAAGAAAAGGUACUUGCUUGGAUUUGGGAGUGGCCCACAACCCUCUACCAUAUUUGCAUCACGAGCACACGAUAAGGACAUGGAGGAAAUGCGAGCUAAGGUGGAGGCACUUCGUGAGGAGCGACAAAAAGAUCAUGACAAGUUAAUGAAAGAGCGAGAGGAGCGCGAGAGAUGUUACAAUGAACUGUUGAAAGAGCGAGAGGAGCGCAUUCAAUUAUCCAAUGAGAUGUUGAAAGAGGGGGAGGAGGGACAAAAGGCAAGGGAGGAGACAAAUGCAAAGGUCGAGCAUCUUAAUAAUGUAGU